Molecule: messenger RNA, 609 nt
Organism: Strongylus vulgaris
Lineage: Eukaryota; Metazoa; Nematoda; Chromadorea; Rhabditida; Strongylidae
Source: the annotation of a GenBank genome assembly
AUGUCAUUUGGAAAUGAACCCGGCAGCCUACAGUUGAGCAAUGAAGAAUUGCAAAAAAUGCUGCUCAAAAUGUCCAGUGAUGACCGUGAUGAACUUACAGGAAAAUUGAGGCAAUGUACUCAAGAGAUGACCAUGACACGUGGAAUACCGAUCACUGCUGCUGUACUUGGAUCCUUAUACUAUGCACGUACACGGCUUCCUCCGCAGUACCAUUUUGGCCCAAAAGGUUGGCCAUUUUAUGCUUUUGUGGGAGUCGCUACACUGACAACUGUCAACGUUUUCUCAAUGGGAACUUGUCGCGAUCGGGUUCAACCACUCGUUGAAAAAUUCUAUAAGAAGUAUAACAUUGGCCAGUCCACUAACAGUUACGACGCUAUCAGACAGCGUCAUCGCGAGGAGUACGGAUAUCCUGCUCCUGAUAAUACAGGUCACGCUCAGGCUCAGCAGUCUAAGAGAUAUGGUGACAUGCAGGCUCCAAGAAGAUAUGGAGACAUGCAAGCUCCUACGGGAUAUGGUGACAUGCAGGCUCCUACGGGAUAUGGUGACAUGCAGGCUCCUACGGGAUAUGGUGACAUGCAGGCACAAGCUGAUCGCGCCUAUGUGAGUUAA